Messenger RNA from Ordospora colligata OC4, 1194 nucleotides. Its product is annotated as NADPH cytochrome p450 reductase. The transcript has a single exon. Bases 1 to 1194 code for a protein of 397 amino acids. The record is from RefSeq and is a predicted model, not a curated record. Gene Ontology annotation, cellular component: cytosol. NCBI's taxonomy places the organism in Eukaryota, Fungi, Microsporidia, Ordosporidae. Gene Ontology annotation, molecular function: FMN binding; NADPH-hemoprotein reductase activity; flavin adenine dinucleotide binding.
AUGAGUUUAGGAUAUAAUGCCGUAAAGUUUAGAUAUAAUGCAAACUAUACAAUAAAUGGAAAUAUGAAAUUCAAUGAGGUUCAGAUUGAGCGAGUGAAUACUGAAUGUUAUGAAAGGAAGUUGUUCUCUACGACUUUGGGUGUGGAUGAGUAUCAUAAGACUCAUAUCAUGCAUGUUAGCAAGCUUGGAUCUAAAUGGAGAGAUGUGUAUAAUGUGAAGCUUGAAAAGCGAUUUGAUUAUGUUUCUGGAGACUCUAUUGGGAUGAUUUGCCCAAAUAGUGAUGAAUUGGUCAAUGAAAUAAUGAAGAUGCUUGAAAUAGAUGAUUUUGUGUGUAAGAUUGUAAGAGAAGGGAGCGAAGCAUUUAACUAUGUGGGGAGUGUACGAGAGUUUUUCAAACAUCACUUUGAUUUCUCAGGACAUCCCAAGAGAUCGUUCAUGCUUCGGCUUAGUGCGUUAUGUGACACAGAGGAAAAUAAGAAGUAUGUUGAGUAUUUAUGCUCGAAUCAAGGUGCAAAUGAUUAUUUGCGAAUGAGUAGUCAAUGGAACAAUGUAAUUGACUUUUUGAAAACUUUUGGAAUCAAACCUGAGCUAGGUGAACUAAUAGGAGAAUGUGGGCUCGUGAAGCCAAGAUAUUUUUCAUUAAUAAACAAGAAUGGCAGUGAUUCUGAAAUUCUGGUUGGAAUAACCAGCAAGCAAUUUGAUUCAUUUAUGAGGUAUGGUCAUGUAUCUGAUUAUUUGAUUAACCUGAAUGGAGUUGGAGAGGUAGAAGUGAAUUUAAGAAGAAAUUUGUUAUUUAGGCUGUCAUCUGAAACAAAGAAGAUAAUGGCGAUAUGCACGGGAACUGGAGUAGCGCCGUUUAUAUCCUUUGCCAAGAACUUUAAGGCGCAUCAAUCGAUCUGGAUUGUGUAUGGAUUUAGAGAUGAGGAAGAUGACAUAUAUAAAGAAAUGGCGAACAAUGAAGAAGUUGUUUGCGAAAACAAGGUAAAGAUAAGUAAAGUUAUGUCAAGCAGAGGCAUAUAUGUUACUGAUUAUCUUAAGGCAAACAUGAAUGAUAUCAAGGAAUAUGUAGAUAGUGAAUGCAUCAUAUAUGUGUGUGGAAGAAUGGAUAUGCAAAGGGAGGUGUUUGAGAUAUUUAAGAAUGAAAUUCCCAAGACUGUUGAAGACAAAAGGGUUGUAUUUGAUCAAUGGCGCUGA